AUGGCCCCAAUGAAUAAUAAGCGAGUCACGAGUCAUGGAAACGAACGUCAGGAACAGCGCCCAAGAGCACAUCGACAAGCCAAUCAGCGCCCACCAGCACAACGUCAGCCCAGUCAACGAAUCCAAGCGCAGCGUCAGGCCAGCCAGCGCCAUCAAGCCCCACGACAAAUCCCCCAACCCCCAGCAGCUCAGCUCCAGCAAGCACAGAAUCAGGGAUUUAUACCUCCCGUUAUCCAACCAGUAGGAACUAUGGAUGGAACAAUUGGAUAUUUUAACUAUAUGUCUGGAGGGAUCUGGCGUAAUAUCCCAAUAAGCCGGAUGCAGUAUGAAAAUUUGAUGCGAGAAGGAUAUCUGGCUCUCCAGAUGCACCAGCCUCCGCCUCCCCGGGAUGAACACGACCGUGCUGAUGUUCCAGUUGCAUACUUCAACAUCUUCGUUGGAGAUACCUGGCGUCAUAUCCCAUUGAAUCAGAUGGAGUAUCAGUUAUUGAUGCAGCAAGAGCAUUUGGCCCUCCUCAUCCGCGACUCGCGACCGCAGCAGCCACCCAUUCAUUUCCCACGCACACUCCACGAAAUGUACUGUCAGUACGGAGCUGGUGUUCCCGCAGUAGUUGCGCCAUGGCUGAUCAACCGAGAGAAUGUUGAAGAGCAAAACGGUGGUGCUGAGCAGAAUGAGCAGCAACAGUAG
This is a messenger RNA of Caenorhabditis bovis, 687 nucleotides long. Lineage: Eukaryota; Metazoa; Nematoda; Chromadorea; Rhabditida; Rhabditidae. The record is from the annotation of a GenBank genome assembly.